This is a messenger RNA of Clupea harengus (Atlantic herring), 4370 nucleotides long. RefSeq names its product WAPL cohesin release factor b (gene waplb). The record is from RefSeq and is a predicted model, not a curated record. NCBI's taxonomy places the organism in Eukaryota, Metazoa, Chordata, Actinopteri, Clupeiformes, Clupeidae.
GGGUGAGGGAGGGGUAACUAUUUUAUACUGUCUAUGGGGGAAACCGAAUGGAGGCCAUCUACAUUACAGAGAAAACAAUCGAAUUCGUAUCAGCUCGGAAAUAUUAAAUAAUUAUAUCCUAAUUACAUAGUGGACUUACUUUACUUGUGGGGAAGGCUCAACCGUGUACUCUUUAAAGUUCGGUCGACUUUCUCUUCCUCUGUUGCCGACAACGUUAGUUCCCUCUUGUUUAUAUUGUGCAAGCAGAUCUUGAGCAGGAGGCCCCGUCUGGCAGUGGGGGAGAAGCGGCCGCCUCGCCUCCGAGUGGGAGUUGAGCGGUUCGGCCUAGUCGUGCACCAAAGAAUAUGAAACAUACGUCACAAUGACCUCCAGAUUCUACAAAACCUACAGCCGGAAGGGAGGCGAUGGCUCCUCCAAGUUCGACGAGGUCUUUUCCAACAAGAAGACCAUGAGCACCAAGUGGGGUGAGACCACUUACCGGGCCAAGCUCACCUCCAAGCGGCCCGGUCUCCCAGCCGAAGGGCCCGAGGUCUCCAAGCGCUCGCGCCUGGCGGACGACGACAGCUCCGAAGAUCCCUUCGGCUUCGACAGCGACGACGAGUCCAAGCCCAAGCCCGUCUCUUCCCGGGCCAGCGGUCAGAACCGGGGCUCCCCAGCCCGUGCGGAAAGACCCCCCAGCCUGACACUGGAGCCCAACAGUAGGGUGAGUCAGCCGGCCAGUGUUGAGGCGGUGGCCCCCAGCAGAGGGCCUGCGAGGCUGGGCAGCGAGAGGAGCUCGCUCAGGGUGCCGGAGGACCCCAGCCAGAUCUUCAGCAGCAACUCACUGGAUCAGAGCCCGAGUCUUACCCCCUCGUGGCUGAGCGACCCGCCAGACCGCCACAAGAACUGGUACAAGAACGCGUCGGAGAGUGACCGGCGACCGCACGCCCAGACCGCCACACUCCGCACGGAGACGUCCAGCUCACCGCAGGAUGCCUGGGACCUCCUGGUGGGCCUCCACUCCACCUCCACGGCCCCCGCGCCCCCAGAAUCCCCCGCCCCCCGAGACCCCUUUUCCUGGGUGCUAGCGGGCCGGGCCAACACCACCACCAACGCCGCCGGGCGGGAACGCAGACCGGAGCCUCGACUGGAGCCUCGACUGGAGCCUCGACUGGAGCCCCGACUGGAGCCCCGACUGGAGCAGCACCACACGGAGGAACCCGUGGAACCGGCGGAACCGGCCGAGCUGGAGGACCACUCUCAGCUGCAGUCGCUGCUCCAACGCAACAGCAACUGCCGGACGUACCGGCGGCCCAACAAGGGCAAGCCCUCCGGCACGGACACUCUGGAAGCCGGCGCCAGGUCGGGGGUCGCGGGCCCGGGGUCAGAGGUCACGCAGACCGUCAGCCGAGGCCCGGGCGGGCGGACGCGGGACUACACGGUGCUGCACCCGUCCUCGCUGUCGGCGUGUAAUGUGACCAUCCAGGAGCAGAUGGCGCGCACCGUGGACGACCUGAGCACCGGAGGAGGCGCCACGGCGACGGUGGUCGCCACGGUAACGGACCCCGGUGAGGCUGGACGCCUCAAGAAGAAGGCAGAGACGGCCCCCGCCAAAACCCCAAGGUCCAAGCCGGCCCAGUCCAAAUCUAAGAAGUGGGACUCCAGGCUUGACCUCUUUGGUUUUGACGACGAGGGUGGCCAUGGCAAUGACCCCUCUGACCCUUUGGCGACCUCUGGCUGCUCCAGUUACAAAAUCCAGUACUUUGGCUUCGAUGACCUCAGCGAGAGCGAUGAAGACGAGGAUGAGGAUUCUCCCGCCGCGCAGAGGAGGAGGGCGAGGAAGAAGGCGAAGGCAGAGGCCAAAGCCAGAGCAUCUGAGCUCGGGACGACCGAGUCCACGGAGUCCACGGCAACGGAGUCCCCGGCAACAGAAGCCAUGUCGGCCGUGACGACAGCUGCAGUGUCGUCUUCGGUUAUCCAGUCUGUGCCGAGAGAGAUGACCGAGAGACUGACCAGCAGCGGCAGCAGAACAGGGUACGCAGAGCUCAUGGAAGAGCGGCUAGUGAGCAGCAGAGCUUCGCCCACACCUCAAGAGCGGAUCCGAGAGGGCAGCCGCAAGAUCUUUGGACCAAAGAAGUCUCCAACGAAAGCUGUGUAUAACGCCAGACACUGGAACCAUGCAGAAGAAGAGGAACCUCUCCCCCCACCCUCACGGUCACAGACAACACCAGCCGGAGCUCCAGGCCGCAGUGGCAGCAGUAGUGGCAGCAGCAGCAGUAGUGGCAGCAGCAGUGGCAGCAGCAGCAGCAGCAAAGACUCCAACUCCCAUAAGGACGAUGGGCUCUUCAAAGCCCCGGCUCCUCCUCCAAAGGUCACCAAGACACUCAUCAUACCGAUGGCCGAUCAGGACAACGUCACGACACUGAGUUGCAGGAGAGAGCACAAAGAGUUGUUUACUGUGGUUCAGCACGUGAAGCACUUCAAUGAUGUUGUGGAGUUUGGGGAGAAUCAGGAGUUCACAGACGACUUUGAGUACCUCGCCACUGGCCUAAAGACUGGAGAACCCUUAAACACACGCUGCCUCAGUGUUAUCAGUCUGGCCUCCAGAUGUGCGACUCCGAGCUUCAGGAUGCACCUGAGAGCGAGAGGGAAAGUUGCACAGGUCUUCAAGACACUCAGCGAUGCACCCCAGCAUCCGAACCUGGCGCUGUGCACGGCGUCCCUGAUGUACAUUCUGAGUCGGGACCGGCUAAAUAUGGACCUGGACCGGGCCUGCCUGGAGCUGAUGAUCCGGCUGCUGGAGCUGGAGCAGGACGGCACCGCACGGGUCCAGCUCACCGCCAAAGAGAUGGCCAAGGUCAAGGAGAAGAUCCGCAAGCUCUGUGAGACCGUCCACAACAAGCACCUGGACCUGGAGAACAUCACGACAGGGCACCUCGCCAUGGAAACCCUGCUGUCACUCACAUCGAAGCGGGCAGGUGAUUGGUUCAAAGAGGAGCUGAGGCUGCUGGGAGGGUUGGACCACAUUGUAGAUAAAGUGAAAGAGUGUGUGGAGAACCUGAGUGAGGAGGAGGAUAAGGAGAAGCUGGUGGCCUCACUGUGGGGCUCUGAGAGAUGCCUACGUGUGCUGGAGAGUGUGACGGUCCAUAACUCGGAGAACCAGGCCUACCUGAUCGCCUUUCAGGACUCCCAGCUCAUCGUCUCUUCUGCUAAGGCCCUGCGUCAUUGUGAGGACCUGAUCCAGAGGUACAGUACAGAGGUGAACCUCUCCAUCGGCACCCCACUCCCCUACUGCAGCAACAGCAAUGUGGGCAAGGCAGUAGAAAACUGCAUGAGGGCCAUUAUAGGAGUCCUCCUCAACCUCACACACGACAACGAGUGGGGCAGCACAAAGACUGGUGAGCAGGAGGAUCUCCUCAUCACGGCACUCAACUGUGUGCUGCGAGUGCCCCAGUUCCUUCCUCAGGAGCAGCGCUUCGACAUCCGAGUCCUGGGCCUGGGUCUGCUCAUUAACCUGGUGGAGUACAGCGCCAGGAACCGCCACGGCCUGGAGGAGAUGCAGAUGGAUGGCCACGCCCCCUUCACCUCGGUGUGUGUCAGUGAGAAGGAGGAGCUGAGUAUGGAAGCCCCACUCAACGCCAUCGCUGCGUUAGUACAGCUGUUCCUGCAAAGGGAGCAAGCAGCGAUACUGGCGGAGGCCCAGACGGAUGAUGUCAUCAGCGAGGCGCCCAAGCCCGCGGACCAGAGCGGGGAGUGGCAGGAGAACGAGGGCGAGAUCCAGUGGGUCGCCGCCGACAACGCCCCUAACGACAACGACAAGGAAAAAGACAAGAAGAAGGAGGAGGAAGAGGAGGAGCUGGACCUCAACAAAGCUCUUCAUCACGCUGGGAAGCACAUGGAGGACAGCAUCGUGGCCUCUUACACUGCACUGCUACUGGGCUGCUUAUGCCAGGAGAGCCAAAUGAAUGUUACUACUGUGAGGGAGAACCUGCCCAAAGGGGAUUUCUCCAUCAUGACUGAGAUGCUGAAGAAGUUCUUAAACUUCAUGAACUUGACGUGUGAUGCUCCCACUGCCGGAGAGAAGUCUAUCUCUCGGGUGAUUGACUACCUGGAGCACUGCUAGUGCUGUGGUGCGUUUGUGCUUGUGUGUGUCACCAUGGGGUUUGGCCUGGCCUGGCCUGGCUCAGGUUGAGCUCGGUCCACUCCGGCAGAACUAGACCGGCCAAUGACGAGGAUGCUGCAGGACUUCUGGGGCUGACCCCCAAACUCACAUAAACACACACUCACACACACAGGCAAACACACACAACCUCGUCUUCAUGAUGCCAAGACUCCUCACAUUGACCUCAGCCAGAAUAAAUUAAUAAAAUUGUCUUGUAAGAUGUGACCUU